Messenger RNA from Rhinolophus ferrumequinum (greater horseshoe bat), 2610 nucleotides. RefSeq names its product carbohydrate sulfotransferase 6. Gene Ontology annotation, biological process: carbohydrate metabolic process; keratan sulfate proteoglycan biosynthetic process; N-acetylglucosamine metabolic process. The transcript is spliced from 4 exons. Bases 742 to 1929 code for a protein of 395 amino acids. Lineage: Eukaryota; Metazoa; Chordata; Mammalia; Chiroptera; Rhinolophidae. The record is from RefSeq and is a predicted model, not a curated record. Gene Ontology annotation, molecular function: N-acetylglucosamine 6-O-sulfotransferase activity. Gene Ontology annotation, cellular component: Golgi membrane.
CGGGAUUGGAGGAGGAGACAACUGUUUUGGUCCAUUAGCGAGAUGAGAGGUGACUCUGUCAGCGCCCUUUGACAUCAUCGUCCAAACAGUGCGCCUACUGCAGCCCCAGGGCCCACCUGUGUCCCUCCUCCGAGGCGUGGCACCUUGGUCCCUUGUGGGUGGGGUGGCGGUGGAGGGUAGCCGGAGCGCGGGGCCAACCGGCUCCUUCCUUCCUCCCCUCCCGCCCCUCCCGCCCCUCCCGCCCUGGCUCCCGCCGCCGGCUCCGGGACCGCAGCCACGUCUGAAAGCGCUUCAUUGUGUGCGCUCCGCUCCAGGCGGACAGCGCCUAGCAGCGCGCGAGCAGCGGCGGCCGCACAGCUUCUCUUCCUGGGGACUCCUGCCGUGUUUCCAGGUUCCCUGCGCCUUGAGUCCUGAGGUGCCUGCAAUAUCUUGGUAUCCACAGAGCUCCGUCCCUGGUAUCACCGCGUGCCCCGUAAUAGCCUUGGGAUCCUACGGAACAAAGUCUCCCUACUGACUCCCAGGGAAGAGACCGCACACUGUGGAGGGGAACUUGGAAGAAACGACAGGAAGCAGCCUUCGCGGAGCCUCGGGAGAGACGUGUCUGCCACCUCGGCGCCCCAGGACAGACAAGGACGGCGAGCUUUGGGGCCAUGAGGCCCCUCUGAGCGUCUCCCAUGGAUUUGUGAUCGAGGCGGGCAGCGUUCCCGGCAGCCCUGGACAAGGGCGCCCCCAGCUGGCGGCAUGUGGCUGCCGCGCAUCUCCAGCACGACGGUGACCGUGCUGCUGCUGGCGCAGACGGGCCUCCUGCUCUUCCUGAUCUCCAGGCCCAGGCCUACGUCCCCAGUGGCUGGCGAGGAACGGGUGCAUGUGCUGGUGCUGUCCUCCUGGCGCUCGGGUUCUUCCUUCGUGGGCCAACUCUUCAGCCAGCACCCCGAUGUCUUUUACCUGAUGGAGCCCGCAUGGCACGUGUGGACCACCCUGUCGCAGGGCAGCGCGUCUGCGCUGCACAUGGCUGUGCGUGACCUGGUGCGCUCGGUCUUCCUGUGCGACAUGGACGUGUUUGACGCCUACCUGCCCUGGCGUCGCAACCUGUCCGACCUCUUCCAGUGGGUAGUGAGCCGUGCGCUGUGCUCGCCGCCGGCCUGCAGCGCCUUCCAGCGUGGCGCCAUCAGCAGCGAAGCGGUUUGCAAGCCACUGUGCGCGCGGAGGCCCUUCAGCCUGGCGCAGGAAGCCUGCCGCUCCUACAGCCACGUGGUGCUCAAGGAGGUGCGCUUCUUCAACCUGGAGGUGCUCUACCCGCUGCUCACCGACCCGGCGCUCAACCUGCGCGUCGUGCACCUGGUGCGCGACCCGCGGGCGGUGCUGCGCUCGCGUGAGCAAACGGCCAAGUCGCUGGCGCGCGACAACGGCAUCGUGUUGGGCACCAACGGCACGUGGGUGGAGGCUGACCCGGGCCUGCGUGUGGUGCGCGAGGUGUGCCGCAGCCACGUGCGCAUCGCCGAGGCCGCUACCCGCAAGCCACCGCCCUUUCUGCACGGCCGCUACCGCCUGGUGCGCUUCGAGGACCUGGCUCGCGCGCCCCUGCCUGAGAUCCGCGCGCUCUAUGCCUUCGCAGGCCUGAGCCUCACGCCGCAGCUCGAGGCCUGGAUCCACAACAUCACGCAUGGGUCGGGGCCCGGUGCGCGUCACGAGGCCUUCAAGACCACGUCCAGGGACGCGCUCAACGUCUCCCAGGCCUGGCGUCACACACUGCCCUUUGCCAAGAUCCGCCGCGUGCAGGACCUUUGUGCAGGCGCGCUGCAGCUGCUGGGCUACCGGCCUGUGUUCUCCGAGGACGAGCAGCGUGACCUCGCCCUGGACCUGGUGCUGCCGCGCGGGCCGAGCAGCUUCAGCUGGGCAUCAUCCACCUCCGUGCACCCCAGGCCCUAGCAGAGGUCCCCAGUUAUGGCUGUUGCCAGGGCUGGGACACAAUGGUGGGGAGGGAGCCUGGGCACAGGCCACUGCUGGAGAGGCCGGGAGUUUGCGAGUCCUCACCUGCAGUAGACAAGGACUGCGUCCCCAGACUCCUUGUUUUUUCCCCACUUCUUGACUUUCCUUCGAGUCCUCUUUUCGAGCUGGGUUCCCACCAGGCACACACUUCGUGGAAAGCAAAGCCCGUGCCCCCACUUCCUCUGGGCACAGGGAAUAGUUCAGACUACUUGACUCCUACUCAAGCUCUUUCUUUCCUCUUAUCUCUUUCCUCCCUUGGGAUGCCUUAUCCAGCAGCUAAGAAGGGUGUCUCCUCCCUGCCUGGAAGUGUAGGGGCGCUGUGGUGAGCUGACCCAUGAACUCUGCACAUGUCUCCACACACACACCUCAGACUCCAUUGCCACCACGUGCCUGGCACCACACUGUAUCAAAGACGUUGACAUUUAUAUUCACCUGUAUGUUCAAAAAAUCAGAUAAGGUGGCUCUCAUCAUGUGGUCCCUCCUUAGCCUCUCUCGGUCCCUUCUCCCAGCAGCCCAUACACCUCCAGCCCCUGCCCAUAAAGUGAACCUUUGAUUUGUCCUGACGGGAAAGAUCCUACCUACAGAAAUAAACAUAAUAAUUAACCUGUGUGGUACAGAUUA